CCGCGGCUCCCCGGCUCCCGGCUUCCCGCCGCAGGGCGCUUCCCCCGCCUCCGCCGCCAGCAUCCCCGGGCGCCCAUGGAACAGCGGGGCGGGCGCCGCACCACGGCUCCGCGCCCCGGCGCAAAGUUUCUGUUUGAGAAAUACAUUUUCACUCAGCAAAACAAAAACAACUUUUAAAGCUUGUUCUUGGUCGAAAUCACUCUAUGCCCCAUUACCUACUUGAGUGAAACCAGACUAAGAAUUUCUGUCAUGGCAGCUUUUCUGCUGGGAGCUGUGUUGCUUGUUGUCCAACCUCAGAUAGUGCCUUCCAGACCUGCUAUAAAUUUGAAGGCUGAGACUUCUCAGUCUGUUCAGAGAGAGCUUUUAAAGAAAACAUCUCAAAAAAAUGACUUCAAGGAAAACAUUCAUUCUAAUGGAUCAUGCAAGCAGCUGCCACAGACUAUCAUUAUUGGAGUGAGAAAAGGUGGAACAAGAGCUUUGUUAGAGAUGUUGAGUCUCCAUCCAGAUAUUGCAGCAGCAGAAAGUGAAGUUCACUUCUUUGACUGGGAAGAUCAUUACAGAAAUGGAUUGCAGUGGUACAUUAAUCAAAUGCCAUUUUCUUAUCCCCAUCAGAUCACCGUGGAAAAAACUCCAGCAUAUUUCACAUCGCCUAAAGUGCCUGAAAGAGUUUAUAACAUGAACCACUCAAUGAGACUACUCCUUAUUUUAAGAGACCCAAGUGAGAGAGUACUAUCAGAUUACACCCAAGUGUUCUAUAAUCACAUGCAGAAGCACAAGCCGUAUCCAUCCAUUGAACAAUUCCUCAUCAAAGAUGGCAAACUCAAUGUGGACUACAAGGCAAUAAACAGAAGCUUGUACUACAUUCACAUGCAAAACUGGCUGAAGUAUUUCCCCCUUGCUCAUAUCCACAUCGUAGACGGGGAUAAACUAAUCAAAGAUCCCUUCCCAGAAAUAGAGAAGGUAGAGAGAUUUUUGAAGUUGUCACCGCAGAUAAAUGCUUCAAACUUUUAUUUCAAUAAAACUAAAGGCUUCUACUGCCUAAGGGACAGUGGUAGGGAGCGUUGUUUACAUGAGUCAAAAGGACGAGCACACCCACAAGUAGAUACGCGGUUACUCGAGAAACUGCAUGAGUAUUUCCAUGAACCCAACAAGAAAUUUUUUGAGCUUGUGGGCAGAACAUUUGACUGGCACUCAAUUGUGGCAAGUUAGUGGUAAGAUUCAGAACCUAUGUUCCAGUGUACAUUUAGAGAUUUUAAAAAGGGCAUUUAAGAUAUAAUUUAUUUGUAAAAUCCAUAAAUACUUCUGUACAGUAUUAGAUUCACAAUUGCCAUAUAUACUAGUUAUAUUUUUCUACUUCUUAAAUUUGAAAGCAUUUUGUAUUGUUUUUCAUGGUUGUUGACAUUGUGUAUGAUGUGUCUAUAUGAAGAAACUAAAUUAUUUCACUGCAGAAUAUGCUCUCUUGAGAAUGCAUUGUCUUUUUAAUAAAUAAGAAAUUCAUUUCAACACAA
Messenger RNA from Apus apus (common swift), 1508 nucleotides. It is a transcript of the gene HS3ST1, whose product is annotated as heparan sulfate-glucosamine 3-sulfotransferase 1. NCBI's taxonomy places the organism in Eukaryota, Metazoa, Chordata, Aves, Apodiformes, Apodidae. Gene Ontology annotation, molecular function: [heparan sulfate]-glucosamine 3-sulfotransferase activity. The record is from RefSeq and is a predicted model, not a curated record. The transcript is spliced from 2 exons. Bases 250 to 1209 code for a protein of 319 amino acids.